AUGGAUAUCCUUAAAUUCCCUCUCCGCCUCUUACGGCGCGCCAAAUCGAAACCUCAGACUUAUAUCCUCCAACUACCCGUUGAAAUCCUUCUAGAAAUAUUCGAAUACCUCCCUCCUUACAGCCAACUAUUAGUCUACCAGGCCUGCCGACCGCUACGCACACUUGUUCACCAAUAUUUCCUUGCUGGGAAAGGAAAUGUGCUAGCCACACUGGAAGACAAACUGCGCUAUCUCACUCACCUCGCCAGGUCUACGCCUGAUCGGUGGGUUUGCGCCAAAUGCUGCAAACUUCACCAGACCUGCAAAUGGGAUACACCGGUAUAUCGCGGGGCCUACCAACUUCCAGCAUGUAGAGACGGAAUAGCAUAUGUUCCACAUGACAGCGAAUGUCAAACGCUCUCCAAUGUGGGAUAUUCGGCAUCGCACAGACAUAUUGAACUUACACUCAAGUACUCGCGGCUAAAAAGCAAAAAAAAGAAGCAUCGGACUCAUCUUCAAAGACUUCUCGCGCCGCAUCACUUUGAAACUCAAAGCCCUCGCAGUAUCUCCGUAGCCGAAGGCAUCCUAGCACAGAGUUCAUUUUACCCCAAGGUUGUGGAUGGAAGAUACUUACUUCACACCGUCCGAACCUACCUUGGAGCUGAAACUCCGGUAUCACCACGAUCUAUAAAGUUCUUACAAAUAUGCCCUCAUCUACAUUCUCUUGGUGGCUUUUGCAGGUGGAAUAAUAUGGGGAUAGAUCUGGAUACGGUUUUUAACAUGGCUUUCUCAGCACCACCAAACACUCCAAUCUUUUCCUCCUGUCCUGCUUGUGGAACAGAUAUCUCUAUACAAUUCUCACCAGAGCGAGCUGUUGUAUGCGCUUGGCAAGAUGUGGGACCGGAAGCAACAGUGUACGAUCCGGAUUGGGAGGCGAUAGUGCGAAGGACUAAAGUUGUCUAUCACGAUGCUGGAAGUAUCCGAGAGCUUUUUGGGCAGCAUGAGCACAAUGGUGAGAUUUUUUAA
Molecule: messenger RNA, 1005 nt
Organism: Trichoderma atroviride IMI 206040
Lineage: Eukaryota; Fungi; Ascomycota; Sordariomycetes; Hypocreales; Hypocreaceae
Source: RefSeq, a predicted model, not a curated record